AUGGCAGUUGUUGUUAUUAAUCAACCAGUACUUCCGCAAGUACAAUUACAUGAUAGACCCUAUCUAAUUGGUUAUUGGUUGGGUUAUGCUGGUGAACGAGAGAAUAGACGUUUACGUGAUUUACCUAUCCACCUAUUAACACAUAUUCACAUAUUUUUAUUUGAAAUCCAUUUUAAUCCAUCCAUUGCACUAGUCACCAAUUAUUUAACAUCUGAAUCGAAUGAGCGUUGGCAAGAGAUACUAUCCGAUGUACACGAAAUACGUCACCGAUAUCCAAUAAAAUUUAUUGCAAGUAUUUUAGACAAUUCGUACUUAAUGAAAUUUGGUAUUGAAAUGACAGAUAAACAAUUGGAUGAAUGGUGCUAUACCGUCUAUAGGAAAGUGGUGAUAGAGUGGCAAUUGGAUGGUAUUGAUUUGGAUUUUGAAUCGACAAAUCAGUUUGAUUACGAUAUGAAUACACAAAACUAUAAUUAA
This is a messenger RNA of Didymodactylos carnosus, 474 nucleotides long. NCBI's taxonomy places the organism in Eukaryota, Metazoa, Rotifera, Eurotatoria, Philodinida, Philodinidae. The record is from the annotation of a GenBank genome assembly.